CUCCACUCCCCGACACGCAAGUUAUUUUAGUUGAGUUGCAGGUUGGAAGUUGGAGUUUAAAAACCCUCUCUCCCUCUUACAUUCCAAAACGAGUCACCAGAUUCAACAUCAUACUAUAAUCUUUUCUCUGUUCCUCUCAUGGCUUCUCUUCAUCGAGAUGAUGCUGAAGUUGCUUUUGAAGAAGGAAUGCUCUGUUUACCCUCCCAUGUUCUUGACGAGGCAUGUGAUCACUCCAAGAACCACCACCAAAGACAGAAGCAACAAGGCUACCACAGGGACCCACAGUUUCAGUACUCAAAAUCUAUUCCAUGGGCAAGAUCAUCAUCAUAUCAAAGGUCGAAACAUGCGACAGGUGGGCCUGGGAUGCAAGCUGUUUUCUUAGUCUCUGGGCAAGGAUCAUGUGGCACUGGAGUUUUCUUACCCCAAAAAGCAGCCACAAAAUCAACUAGGAAGCCAGCGUGCGCUCCUGUCCUCCUUCCAGCUCGAGUUGUUCAAGCUCUAAAUCUUAAAGUGCAUCAAUUAGGCCUGCAGAUUUCACCUUCUCAAGGUCCCAAAUGUAGCCCACGACGUGGAGAAGAAGCAUACAGUGGUGAGUCAGAGAAAAAGAAAAACGAUGAGAAAGAUGGGAUGAAGCAAUGCAGUGUUAUUAGUCAGAGUCAAAGCUCUUCUGCUGAGAUAUUUCUUCCAAAGGAAUGGACGUAUUAGCUUGCUAACUUGUGUGUCUCCUUAGAAGAAAACAAAAAAGGAACUAGCGCGGGAAUAUCAAGUGUAUAUGCAUGUAGUAAGUUAGCUAGAGAUAAUUUCAUCAUAAAAGCCGGUUGUUAAAUUAUUUGUGCUGAUGGACCCUGACCAUGUAAUUUUAUUAAAUAAAUAAAAGCACUAAAGUUCCGGUUCUA
This is a messenger RNA of Cajanus cajan (pigeon pea), 896 nucleotides long. RefSeq lists its product as uncharacterized. NCBI's taxonomy places the organism in Eukaryota, Viridiplantae, Streptophyta, Magnoliopsida, Fabales, Fabaceae. The record is from RefSeq and is a predicted model, not a curated record.